Molecule: messenger RNA, 2858 nt
Organism: Notodromas monacha
Lineage: Eukaryota; Metazoa; Arthropoda; Ostracoda; Podocopida; Cyprididae
Source: the annotation of a GenBank genome assembly
GGAACUCAUUGCAGGUGACGCAACCGCCGUGAAUGUGAGCAUCCAGUCAUUGGCGUCAGUUUCAUCCGCGAGCGACCUGACUUCUCCAGUGUGCCCCUCUUUCAACGCAGAGGAGGUCGAAGAGAACUGCGGGGGACAACACGCUCCGGCUGCGCGAUGGCACAGCUUCCAGCAGACUGAUGCCAGCAGCCAGCACUGGAACUUUCCUUUUCUUGGGCCGACGAGCAGUGCAGUGGCGACGCUUUCCGUGGGUCAAAUGCUAGUCCUGCGGAAAGUGGCGCUAUUCCGCCUAACUGCCCUCAUGGAGAAGCAUCGCACGUCGUUGAAGAAUCCCAGCUUUAUUCAUUGGGACCUGCCCAAGUUCAUCCGGCGAAUGAAACCGCCGGAAUAUAAAGAUAAGCGGGUGUUUGGUGUCCCGCUGCACGUGGUGUUGCAGCGGACGGGCUACCCGAUCCCCGCCGCCAUCCUUGCCGCCAUGUCCUUUCUGCGUCGCGACUGCGUGGACGCCGUGGGGCUGUUCCGCAAGUCCGGCGUGCGGUCGCGGAUCGAGAAGCUCAAGCACAUGUGCGAGUCCGAGCCCGAAGGCGACUUCAGCACGGCGUUCGACGGCCAGCUCGUCUACGACGUCGGGGACAUGGUCAAGCAGUACUUCCGCGACCUGCCGGAGGCCCUGCUCACCAACAAGCUUUCGGAAACCUUUCUCAAAAUCUUCCUGCUAUGCGCAAAUGAUGCAUACAUGUUCGGUGCUGUACAGCAUGCAGAUGUUCCCUCGUUUAGUCGUCCGACCAUCAGCAGCAGUGCUGCGUACAGCAUGCCGUAUAGGCACUUGCCGGUGGAGUGUCGGGAGGAGGCAGUGAACGCUGCCAUCUUGCUGAUGCCGGACGAGAACCGCGAGAGCCUGUUCACGCUGCUCACGUUCCUCGACGAGAUCGCGUACAAUUCAGCCAAGAACCAGAUGAACGCCGCCAAUUUGGCCGUCUGCUUUGCGCCGUCUCUGUUCCACCUGGCUGGCGGUCACUCAUCGAGGUCCGGUUCGCCGUCUCCAGCACGCAGUCGCGGCGGCAGUCCGAAAUUGGGCGCCAAAGAGACCGGCGUUGUUGGACAGCAGACCUGCGGGAUGGUGAUGUCGGGCAUGCCGGAUCAACGGGAUCUGAUGGAGCAGCGCGCGGCGCACCAGUGCCUCGCAUUCCUCAUCUCCAAUUGUCGCAAGCUCUUCACGGCGCUGACACCUAUAUUCGAGAUAAUGCACAAGGUGAAGCAGAACUGGGACAACCCUCGUUUGAACGCGCUUCCACUGAAACUGAUGUCGCACUGCGAGUUCAACUACUUGGAAGUCAGCCGUCCUGUGGGCCUGGACUCCCUCGGCCUAGAUGUCAACGGCAACUGGCGCACCUACAUGGAAGCCUGCGUCACUGGUCUCAUGAAGGAAACCAAAGACGGGUACAGCGUGUCGAAAUACUACCGAUGGGUGGGUCUCGCGUGCGGAGUACCAAGCGUGUCUGUUCAUUUCAAGAAGGUUGGGGACGGGCAUCCCCUGAGGCUGUGGAAGAUUUCCACCGAGUGCGACGCGCCGCCGGUCAACAUCAUGAUCCGCAUCUUGAAAGAAAGGCCAUUAUGGGAUCACCACUUGCUCAAGUGGAAAACAAUAGCGAAGCUUGACACCGACGCCGAGGUGCUACAAAUGGUUUCUGCAACCAUGGAACCUCACCCACUGAAUGAAUUUCUCGUGCUGAGAUUCUGGCGGGGACAACUAACGACUGCUGGUGGUUGUGCUGUUGUUGAAACAAGCGUGGAGCACGAUGCUGCCCCUCCACUGCCCGGCACUGUGCGGGGAGUAGUGCUGGCAUCUCGCUUCCUCAUCGAACCGUGUGGCAGUGGGCGCUCGAGGGUGACGCACAUCUCCAGGCUCGACUUGAAGGGACAUUCAGUUGAAUGGUACAACAAAAACUAUGGCCAUGUUGCAGCAUCAGCACUUUCCAGGCUGCGAGAGUCAUUCCAAAGCUGUGCAGAAGGACCAGAAACCAAAGUGUAGAGUUAUUUUUGCAGCGGACAUGCGGUCCCUCGACGUGUCUCGCCCGUUCAUUUCUCUUCAUGCAGUGUUGAACUUAUUGUUAGAAUUCCCAUUUUUCCGAUGUGAACAAGAAAUAUUUCUUCUCCGUCAAAGUAUCAUUAAAGAAGGCAGGGCAUCCUGGCUCGACUACCGUGUACCUGAUGAGGGCCCAAAAAAUCGACAUCAUGCAUCAGGUUAUAUAUUUUUUCCUCCAGCAUCAGUCACACGAUUUAAAAUCCGACUGGGGUCUGAAAUAUUGCCAAACGUCAUAUACACUUAUACAGUAUAUUGCUUCAAAUGAAAAGAAAACAUGAAUUACUACGGUUAUAAUAGUUAGUGUCUGCAUGGAUUGCUCGCACUUGCCGUUAUGAUUGUUCUGCCUUGAGAGGAAAGAAAAAAGCCAGCUGUGAUUUGUUCGUUCGAGUUGAUGAUAAUGUUCCGAAAAAUGUGCGUCUUCCCUCCCGGUGAACGGACUCUUGAUUAAAUUCGGCAAAUGAAACCCUCGCAGCAUCUGUGCUUGCGAGUCCGUCUGCAUCAUGUGCACUGCCGACUGACGUGUGCUAGUCAAGACGGCAAUUAUACUUGGUUUUCUUCAAUUCAACUGGGAGAUGCGACGAAAGCUGUAAUGUUCGGCUGCGAUUUUAUUUUUACUGAAGGAUCGUCGUUCUGGGUGCGUGUUUCGAAUGCAUCGCGUCGUCUAUUAUUUGAUGAGCUUAUGCUGCUGCUGGAGAAGGGGGCUUGUUAUUUGUGGGAAUCUUUGCUGCUGGGUAUGAAAUGCAUGCCACGUUUUCCUUGUUUUCCACAACGA